AUGAUAAAUCAAUUACAAAAAAUAGCUAAGAAUUCAUUCGAAAGAAGUGAUGAUGUACCUGAUUGUUACAAUCGAGUUCGUUAUAUUCCAGAUUCUUGUAAAGUAUUGUUUGAUCUUUGGAAAAUAGAUAAAGAUUUUUCAACUGUUCGUCAAACAAUGACUGAAGUAAGAAAUAAUUAUGAAAAAGCUCAACGAAAAUUGGAAACAGCUGAUGCCAAUUUAAAAAAGUUUCUGUUUUUAUUAUUUAAAAUAAAAAAUGUUCUAAUUGUUUUGUUAACAUUUCAAACACGAUCUGAUCGUUUAACAUUAGCAAGUUUUGAUGAACGUUUACGUGAAUUAGAAGAUAUUCGUUGUGAAUGUGAACAAUUUCGAACAUUAUCACGUGAUAUAUAUGCAACUGAAACAUAUAAAAUAGCUAGUGAAGAACAUUCAAUUACAAUUAAACUUUUUUUAUCAAUAUUUAUACGAAGAAAAUCAAUUUUAUAA
This is a messenger RNA of Rotaria sordida, 486 nucleotides long. The record is from the annotation of a GenBank genome assembly. NCBI's taxonomy places the organism in Eukaryota, Metazoa, Rotifera, Eurotatoria, Philodinida, Philodinidae.